CAAAGAAAAAACAAUUUUGAAAAACAAAAAUUCCCCAAAAAUUAGGGUUUCUUCUGCCCAAUCGUAUUCGUCUUACACAACUGUCGGGUGCUCCGGAAUCACUUCUCUUCUCCAAGGUCUUAAGUCAUCAUCAUAGGAACACGAAGACGAUUGCAAAAAAACUUCCUCGUGAAUAUCCUCUGGAGAUGCAAUCGAAAUCGGGAAGUGGGAAUGAAGUGGAAGUCGAUCACCAUGCUGAUCAGCAGCCAAUGAUGUAUGCAGAGCCCUGGUGGAAGAAGAAUAACUCUUUUGGCGUCGUUCCUCAAGAGAUACCUUCCGUAAUGCCUUCAAAGUCCUCGUCUUUAGAAUCAAACGAUGUUCACUCAGCGUCUGGAGACGAUGGCGCUUGGAAGGAUACACAAGCUGCAACUUCGUCCCCUUCAGUAGAUAACCAUGGAGUGGAAGGGAAUGAUCCGGCGGCUUCUGUGGGUAACAUGCAUGAUCACCAGCAACUUGUACAACCACCAGAGCUUGUUGGACACUACAUUGCUUGUGUCCCAAAUCCGUAUCAGGAUCCGUAUUAUGGGGGAAUGGUGGGAGCAUAUGGACAUCAGCAAUUGGGGUUUCGUCCAUAUCUUGGAAUGCCUGGUGAAAGAACAGCACUACCGCUGGACAUGACACAAGAGCCUGUUUAUGUGAAUGCGAAACAGUACCAGGGAAUUCUAAGGCGAAGAAAAGCACGCGCCAAGGCCGAGCUAGAAAGGAAAGUUAUCAACAAAAAGCCAUAUCUUCAUGAGUCAAGACACAAGCAUGCAAUGAGAAGGGCAAGGGCUAGUGGAGGCCGGUUUGCCAAGAAAACUGAGGCUGAAGCAGCAGCUGAGAGAGAAAGAAAAAGAGAAAGGGGUUCAGCAACCAACUCGCCAGGCUCUGAACCAGUUGAGACAAACUCCAACGAGACCCUGAAUUCUUCACGUGCAGCAUAGUUAACCAAAGCUCAGAGAUAGAGGGAGGGACACGCUUUGGCUUAUAUAAUCCAUUGCCCCCAAACUGGCAAAUCAUUCUUGGCUUUUAGGUGUUGUGUGUUGCUUAGUUGUUCUUGUCAGAGUCUCAUAUUACAAUGUACAAAGAGAGACGAGUUAUGUUAAGGUGUUAGAUUCGGAGACGAGAGACAGGGGAAUAGUCAGUAGGUCUUUGUUUAUAUUCUUUUUUUUUCAUAAAAUACGUUUGUUGAAUCGUUGAGCCGACACUGUUAUUACAGAACUG
Molecule: messenger RNA, 1242 nt
Organism: Brassica oleracea var. oleracea
Lineage: Eukaryota; Viridiplantae; Streptophyta; Magnoliopsida; Brassicales; Brassicaceae
Product: nuclear transcription factor Y subunit A-1-like
Exons: 7
Coding region: 186-962 (258 amino acids)
Biological process (GO): regulation of transcription by RNA polymerase II
Cellular component (GO): CCAAT-binding factor complex
Molecular function (GO): DNA-binding transcription factor activity, RNA polymerase II-specific; RNA polymerase II cis-regulatory region sequence-specific DNA binding
Source: RefSeq, a predicted model, not a curated record